This is a messenger RNA of Penicillium chermesinum, 549 nucleotides long. RefSeq lists its product as uncharacterized. The coding region runs from base 1 to 549 and encodes 182 amino acids. The record is from RefSeq and is a predicted model, not a curated record. The transcript has a single exon. NCBI's taxonomy places the organism in Eukaryota, Fungi, Ascomycota, Eurotiomycetes, Eurotiales, Aspergillaceae.
AUGGUCCCGUCGAUCUUGAGUGCCUCCCUGGACGGUUCGACGAGAAUGGGGUGGUACCCGAGCUUCGCAGAGUCAGACCCUAUUCGCAAACAAGAACAUCCUGAUUCUACGUGCGACGGUAAUCCCAGGGCGCUGGGGAUUUCCAUUCAGAAGGACACCUGCACUUUGCGGGUCCAAAUGCCAAGGCCGGGCCUCCCACGCCGCCCGCCUCGCUCGUCCCUCACUCGCUCCUCCUCCGCCGCCUGUCUCCACGUCCACGCGUCUCGGCGAGUCUGCCCUGCUUGGAUCCAUGGGAUUUGCUUCAUCGAGUACCGCAAUACCGCUCCGGUUUGGGUUGGAAGGGUUCGGCAUAUGAGACAUCUGCCCUCUGUGUUUCUGACACUUUUCAACGUCCCCGGUAUCACCUCCUCUACAAGACAUCUGGGGCGAUUUAAUCUGAUGAGUCUGAAGAGGCAAACGCGGGCUUUGCCGCUGUUACCGGGAUUCCAAGGUUGCGCCCGGGCCAAUGACUCAGUUCAUAAAGUACUUUUCAUAUUGCAUGCUGCUUGA